CGCUGAUCUGAUGGUGGAAGCUCCUCAGCCGCCAUCUCCACGGUGGUCCACGCAGCCUUGCCGCUCUGGAUCCCCAACCCCCGUGGGGAGAAGAGUUCACCCACAGGCCAGCUAGAAAACGGGGGAGCUGACUUAUUCCUGACCAGCCUGGCGCGGUGAGAAGGUCCACUCAAGGUGAAGGUCACCCGGUUUGCAGUCCAAGCCUUCUCCAAGCUCAAGAUGACCUCGGCCACCAAGGUGUAUUACAGCCAGACGACUCAGACCGACAGCCGUCCCCUGAUUGGCCCAGCGCUGCGGAAGAGGCGGGUCAUGACCAAAGACGGGCGAAGCAAUGUGAGGAUGGAGCACGUCGCUGGCAGGCGCUUCCUGUACCUGAAGGACUUGUGGACAACCUUCAUCGACAUGCGGUGGCGCUACAAGCUGAUCCUCUUCUCGGCCUCCUUUGCCGGGACGUGGUUCCUCUUUGGGGUCAUCUGGUACCUGGUGGCCUUGCUCCACGGCGACCUGCUGGAGUUCGACCCUCCCGCCAACCACACGCCGUGCGUCAUGCAAGUCCACACGCUGACCGGCGCCUUCCUUUUCUCCCUGGAGUCCCAGACCACCAUCGGCUACGGCUUCCGCUACAUCAGCGAGGAAUGCCCGCUGGCCAUCGUCCUACUCAUCAGCCAGCUGGUCCUCACGACCAUCAUGGAAAUCUUCAUCACUGGCACCUUCUUGGCCAAGAUCGCUCGGCCCAAAAAGAGGGCAGAGACCAUCAAGUUUAGCCAGAACGCGGUCGUGGCUCAGCACGACGGCAAAACUUGCUUGAUGAUCCGGGUGGCCAACAUGCGCAGAAGUCUUCUGAUAGGCUGCCAGGUCACGGGGAAGCUCCUUCAAACCUACCUCACCAAAGAAGGUGAGAACGUCCAACUCAACCAGGUCAAUGUGGACUUCCAAGUCGACACGUCUUCCGACAGCCCCUUCCUCAUCUUGCCUCUCACCUUCUACCACGUGGUGAAUGAACGCAGCCCCUUCCGGGACAUGGCCCUGCGCACAGGAGAAGGAGACUUUGAGCUGGUGGUGAUUCUCAGUGGCACCGUCGAAUCCACCAGUGCAACGUGCCAGGUUCGCACCUCUUACCUCCCCGAGGAGAUCCUUUGGGGCUACGAAUUUACUCCGGUCAUUUCUCUCUCGGCCAGCGGGAAGUACGUCGCCGACUUCAGCCUGUUUGAGCAGGUGAUCAAAGUGGCCCCUCCAUGCUGCCUCCACGAAACCACGCGGUUCGGUGACCCCGAGAAACUGAAGCUGGAGGAAUCCUUUCGGGAGAAAGCCGAGCGGGAAAGCGCCCCCCUGAGCGUCCGGAUCAGCAACGUUUGAGUCCUCCUGGGGUGACUGGUCUCCCGUAGCUUCUAGGCAUCCGUCGCAGGCCCCCCGCUCGCUGUGUUCCCUGCUUCCCUGCCAACCUCUUCAGCUGCUGGUGGGGAGGAGGCUCCCCAAAAGAGAACGCAGAAGAGCCUCCUCAGCCUCCAGCAGAACGAACGUUUCCUCCUCCAGCAUCGCCUCCUGUGCGCUUUUAUUCCCCUUUUCCUUCCUUUUUUUGAAGCACACAGGGUGGCAGAGGCAGG
Molecule: messenger RNA, 1604 nt
Organism: Python bivittatus (Burmese python)
Lineage: Eukaryota; Metazoa; Chordata; Lepidosauria; Squamata; Pythonidae
Gene: KCNJ10
Product: potassium inwardly rectifying channel subfamily J member 10
Biological process (GO): potassium ion import across plasma membrane; regulation of monoatomic ion transmembrane transport
Cellular component (GO): plasma membrane
Molecular function (GO): inward rectifier potassium channel activity
Source: RefSeq, a predicted model, not a curated record